Molecule: messenger RNA, 1380 nt
Organism: Cutaneotrichosporon oleaginosum
Lineage: Eukaryota; Fungi; Basidiomycota; Tremellomycetes; Trichosporonales; Trichosporonaceae
Biological process (GO): rRNA processing; positive regulation of transcription by RNA polymerase I
Cellular component (GO): nucleolus
Molecular function (GO): protein binding
Source: RefSeq, a predicted model, not a curated record
CAACAACCUCCUCGUUCACCUCACUCCCCUCCCCCCGAUGGACUUCCAGCCGCUCCAGGCGCUGCCGAGCGCACCGCGCGCCUCGUCAUCCACGAACCCUCACUCGCGCCACUUCCACUCGUUCCGACACCCUCUCUUCAUCAAGCACGCCGCGCCCGUCACCCACAUCCACUUCUCGCCCUCCAAGCCCCACCGCUAUGCUGCUACCGCAUCAACACGCGUGAUCGUGUAUGCGCCCAAGACGGGAAAGCCCGUCAAGACAGUCACGCGGUUCAAGGAUGUGGCGCGCUGCGGCGAGUUCAGGAAGGACGGCAAGCUCAUGGUUGCCGGCUCGGACGACGGCCUUGUGCAGAUCUUUGACGUGGGCUCGCGCGCCGUCCUCCGCACCAUGAAGGAGCACAAUCAGCCUGUUCACGUGACCCACUUCUCACCACACCUGCCGCAGGUGUUGUCGGGCUCGGACGAUCGGACAGUCAAGGUGUGGGACGUGACGACGCAGGAAUGCUUGCAUACAUUUGAAGGGCAUACCGACUACGUGCGUGCUGCCGUGUUCGCGACGCCGCACACCAUCCUCUCGUCGUCGUAUGACUCUACGGUGCGGCUAUGGGACGCGCGCCUGCCGCCAGACCAGGCGAACACGCUCACGAUGCGGCACGGCGGUGCCCCCGUCGAGGACGUGGCCGUGUUUCCAUCCGGCGGCGUGGCGCUGUCUGCCGGCGGGCCGAUCCUGCGCGUCUGGGACUUGGCGAUGGGGCGCUGUCUCCGCGCUCUCUCGAACCACCAGAAGACAAUCACGAGCCUCGCAUUCGACGGCACGCGCGGCCGCGUCCUCACCGCCGGCCUCGAUGCCAUGGUCAAGGCGUACGACGUUGCCGAGUGGAAGGUCGUGCACACGAUGCGGUAUCCUGCGCCGGUGCUGUCGCUCGCGAUUUCGCCGGACGACACGCACAUCGCCGCGGGCAUGACGGACGGCACGCUGUCCGUGCGCCGGCGCGACCCGAAGGCGUCGGAGGCGGCGGCGCACGACGCCAAGCAGGCCGUGAUAGCGUCGGGCGCAUACGACUACUUUGCGGACAUGGAGGCCGUGUUCGGGCGCGGACACAUCAAGGCGAAGCGGCGCGACGUGCCCGUCCUCGCCGCGGCGGACGAGGUGCGCGUCGAAACGCGCCGCCGCGAGCGCCUCCGCGAGUUUGACAGAUAUCUCAAGGCGUUCAAGUACUCUGCGGCCCUGGAUGCGGGGUUGAAGAAGGUAGGCUGUGUUGAGGAAGCAGGCUAAUCCCAGACCGUGCGGCCCACGACGACGUUCGCCCUCAUCCAGGAGCUUGUGCAGCGGGACGGACUGCGCAUCGCCCUAAGCGGGCGCGACGAUGUCUCGCUCGA